This is a messenger RNA of Colletotrichum karsti, 753 nucleotides long. Its product is annotated as LamB/YcsF family protein. Lineage: Eukaryota; Fungi; Ascomycota; Sordariomycetes; Glomerellales; Glomerellaceae. Gene Ontology annotation, biological process: carbohydrate metabolic process. The record is from RefSeq and is a predicted model, not a curated record. The transcript has 2 exons. Bases 1 to 753 code for a protein of 250 amino acids.
AUGGCCAAGAAGCAAAUCGAGGUUAAUUGUGAUAUGGGAGAGGGUUUUGGCAGAUGGAAGAUGGGCCCAGACGAGGAGUUGAUGAAAUUCAUUGAUGUCGCCAACGUUGCGUGCGGGUUUCAUGCUGGCGAUCCCUCCAUUAUGCUACGGACUGUUCGUCUGGCCAAGCAACAUGUUAUCCGAGUCGGAGCGCAUCCCGGCUUUCCAGAUCUCUUUGGCUUUGGCCGAAGGAGAAUGGAAAUCGACCCAGAAGACAUGUAUGCACUCAUGCUCUAUCAAGUCGGCGCAUUGGUCGGGAUCCUGGAGGCGGAGGGAAUGAAGCUCAACCACAUCAAGCCCCAUGGACAAUUAUACUUCUACGUCCACCGCGAUGAGGAGAUCCGAGACGCCGUCGUCAGAGCUGUCAGCAAGUUCGACGUUCCGUUGUAUGGCCUACCACAUGACACAAUGAAGGAGGUCUGUAGCAAGUAUGGUGUCACGUUGGUUCACGAGUUUUAUCCCGAUAUUCAGUACGACGCGACUGGUCAUCUUGCUCCAGUUAAGGGGGAGCAAGCCAACGGCAAAGUUGUGGGAGAAAGGUUGGCCAACUUCGUCAGAGAUGGACAUGUAACCACUCCGGACGGCGCUCGAGUUGAUCUCGGAUUCGGCGACGUUUCGAAGGCGAGCUUUAGUAUCUGUGUCCACUCUGAUUUCCCCGCAGCGCUGGAGAAUGCUGCUGCUGUCAGGAGUGUUGUAGAUCGUCUAUUCAAUUAA